AUUCAAAUGAGGUGUGUCUUUUCCUCCGUGCUUCAAUGGCGGCGAUGAAGAUAACACUGACUCCACCUUUGGAAGCAGAAAACGCAUUAGAAACGUCGCUGAGGGAAGCUUUUCAGUCUCAGAAAGCAUUUCUGAGACCCCCUUUCUCCUUAGCCAUUCCAAGCCCCGAUCAAUACACCCUCCUCAACCGCGCCAUCCUUCACGGCGUUUUAACGGAACCCCAAUUCGCCAAAACCCACAUCAAACACUUGCACGCCAUCGUCACCGACGGCUACGCCACCUUCGUCACCCUCCUCCUCGGCCUCGUCAACCACCUUUACCCCAAACUCCUCGCAUCCGUCAAAACGCAGCUACUCUGGCUCACCGAUCAAACGGUGUGCGUUUUGGGCAUCGGCUACGACGCCGUUUUGGUCUCCCUUUUGCGCCAAAUCGUCGGUGCCGAUUGCAGCGAUGGAAACUUGUGGCUCUGCUCCAAGUUGGUCACCCUCUUUCUGGAACAGUGGGACCGCUUAUUGGAAGACUCGCCCCACGUUUUGUCGUGCGCUUUGUACACAUUUCUUAGGGUUUUAACGGAUCAUUGUAGGGGUGGUAGCGUUGAAAAGUUGGAGACUUUGAAGCGGUUGGAGAUUCAUCUGUGCGUGAAGAUAAUGAGAGAAGAGUUUCACUUGUGUUUGAAAAUUGGGAGGGAUUUUAUUCGCCUGUUGCAGGAUUUGGUUCAUGUUCCGGAGUUUAGGGCUAUGUUGAAAGACAUUGUGUUUAAUCCGUGUGUGUUUAAUGUUGUGGGGUUUCAGUUUAAGGAUGUUUCUCAGAUUUACUCGAGCAGGACUUCAAGCAGGUAUUCUCUGCUGAGGAUCAGUCCUGACAUGGAGACCCAAUUGAGGUUUUUGCUUACAAGCAUAAAGUUGGGGCAUCAGAAGAGACAUCAGGUUUGGUUUGCUAAGAAGUUUUUGAGUGAACCUGAUAAAGAGUUUGUUAUAAUUGAUAUUGUGAGGUUCAUAUGCUGUGCGCACCACCCUCCAAAUGAGAUAAUUCAGUCUGAUAUCGUUCCUAGGUGGGCGCUUAUUGGUUGGCUUUUGACCUCUUGUAGGAGGAACGAUGUUGUGGCUAAUGUGAAACUGGCUUUGUUUUAUGACUGGCUCUUUUUUGAUGAAAGGGUGGAUACCAUUAUGAACAUUGAGCCUGCGAUUCUGCUCAUGGUGCAUUCUAUUCCAAAGUAUGUUGACAUCACUCAUGCUCUUCUUGAGUUCUUAUUGCAUCUUGUGGACAGUUAUGAUGUAGAAAGGAAGAGUGUGUUGGUUAAAGGUGUGUCAUCGGCUUUUCAGUUGCUUGUGCGCAAAGGUGUGAUUCGGUCACUUGAUGUCUUGAUCUCUUGUCCUGUAAUUCACCCUGCUUUGAAAGAGAGGUUGAAAAGGUUAUUAGCAUGUGGAAAGCUUGAAAGCUCUUGAAGGAUUCUUCCUAAGAUAAUUGCUGCUUGGUAGCCAACAGUAUUGAGUUUCUUCAAAUUGUGUCCUCAAUCUGAACCAAUGUACAUAGACUACAAUAUGUUUGAUAGAAGCAUGUACAACAAACAGUAUUGAGUAUGGUGGGGAGAAAUAGGCUGAGGUUCACUUCUGCCAGCCAUUACUUGCUUGAGUUUCUCAAAGGACUCUCAUCUCCUCAUCUGAACAACAUUUUAUGCCAAUUACUGCAAUGUUUCUAAGUCAUUCUGAUGAGAAAAAGUAAACAAGGCCUUAGCGAAUAAAUAAGCGUAAUAGAAUGCUUCAAAUUCAA
Vigna radiata var. radiata (mung bean) is the source of this 1770-nucleotide messenger RNA. Its product is annotated as integrator complex subunit 3. Bases 36 to 1445 code for a protein of 469 amino acids. Gene Ontology annotation, cellular component: cytoplasm. The record is from RefSeq and is a predicted model, not a curated record. The transcript has a single exon. NCBI's taxonomy places the organism in Eukaryota, Viridiplantae, Streptophyta, Magnoliopsida, Fabales, Fabaceae.